Molecule: messenger RNA, 2870 nt
Organism: Bursaphelenchus xylophilus (pine wood nematode)
Lineage: Eukaryota; Metazoa; Nematoda; Chromadorea; Rhabditida; Aphelenchoididae
Source: the annotation of a GenBank genome assembly
AUGGCCGUAGAUCCCUCGAAAUUAACUCCUUAUCGGAACACACCAAACGCAUCGAGCUCGUUGCGUCAGAUCAGUGAAGAUGCCUUCUACGUGGUGAACGAGGUAGUCAUCAAGAGAUUGGGACACAUGCCCAUUGUUAAGGUGAGGAAUUGCUCAUUUUAGAUGCUAGAAGCAGUUUUAGGAUUACGUUAUGUCACUUUGAAGUGUUUUUUUUUGGAGUCUUUGAGCAGAUAAAACGGCCUUUAUUAUAUUUGCGGGGAACGGAAAAAACUAAAUUUGGAUAAGGCAAUAAUAAUUUCAGGGGCUGAAAUUCCUUCUAGCUGAGCAAAUACGUUGCGGAUAAUCUUGCUUUCCUAAUUUCGAAUUACGCAAUUUGGCCUUUUUCCAAGAUGACCUAAUACAUGUCAAGAAUAAUAUAAAUUUGCUCUAUUUUCAGGGAGAUCUCCAUGUCCUGCCCUUCAAGGUCCAACGUUUCAUCGCCGAGAAGGCCGAGCUGAUGCGUCCUCGUGGAAUCUACAUCUGCGAUGGCUCCGAACACGAGGCCGAAGAGAUCACUCACAAGCUGAUCGAAAGAGGUAUGCUGACCGAGUUGACUGCCUACGAGAAUAACUACCUGUGCCGUACUGACCCCAAGGACGUAGCACGUGUCGAGAGCAAGACCUGGAUUGUCACCAAGGACAAACACACGGUAAAUUAUCAUUUUUUUUUGAUUUUGUCACCUAAUUAUCAUGGAUAAUAUAAUAAACCUAAAAUUUUCAGACGGUCACCCGAACUCCGGAAGGUGUGGAGCCCAUCAUGGGUCAUUGGAUGCCUCCCGAGGUGUUUGCCGAUGAAUUGGACGCCCGUUUCCCGGGAUGUAUGGCUGGCCGCAUCAUGUAUGUGAUCCCAUUUUCCAUGGGUCCCCUUGGCUCUCCCUUGUCCAAGAUCGGUAUCCAAUUGACUGAUGCCAACUAUGUCGUCCUGUCCAUGAGAAUCAUGACCAGAGUCACUCCGCAACUCUGGGAGUUGCUUGGGGAAAAUGAUUUUGUCCGUUGUAUUCACUCGGUUGGUCUUCCUCGACCUGUAAAGCGUAAGUUUGGAGAUGGUUUUGGCAUGGGAAAAAGUGGGGAGAACUUUUAAAAACUUUCCAAUGUCAUUGAUAAGUAACAUGUUUUGAAUUGGAUUUGAUGGAAGGUCAGUGAAUGAUAAUAUCAGUGAACAAAGUACACGGUUUUUGUGUUUGGGUCUUUUCCGACGCCAAAAUAAGUUUGUUUACCUCCAUAUCAUUUAUCACCUAAAUACUUUUUGCACGAGAUCGGAAAGAAAAUGGCCUUGAGAUGCCAUGUGUAAUAUAAAUUGAGCAAAAAAUAGAAAAUAAAGAUUAAACUGACUAUCUAACGGAUAUUUUUUUUUACAGAGAAGGUCAUCAACCACUGGCCCUGCAACCCGGACAAGGUGCUGAUUGCGCAUCGCCCGGUGGAACGCGAGAUUUGGUCGUUCGGCUCGGGAUACGGAGGAAAUUCGCUGCUGGGAAAGAAAUGUUUCGCGCUCAGAAUCGCGUCGAAUCUGGCCAGAGACGAGGGAUGGAUGGCGGAGCACAUGCUGAUCAUGGGAGUCACCCGUCCGAACGGAAAGGAACACUUUAUUGCGGCCGCUUUCCCAUCGGCCUGCGGUAAAACCAACUUGGCCAUGCUUCAGCCGAGUUUACCGGGAUGGAAGGUACGAUGUGUGGGAGAUGAUAUUGCCUGGAUGAAGUUCGGAGAAGAUGGAAGACUGUAUGCCAUCAAUCCUGAAGCCGGAUUCUUUGGAGUCGCCCCGGGCACCUCGAACAAAACGAAUCCAAUGGCCAUUGCCACUUGUCAGAAGAACUCGAUCUUUACGAAUGUCGCUGAAACAGAUACUGGAGAAUAUUAUUGGGAAGGAUUGGAAGAUGAGAUCAAGGACAAGGUAAGCAGUUUGAAUUUUGAAUAAAUUUUUAUGUUGAUUUAGAUCUGGACUAAAAUGUGUUUUCUUUCAGGAUGUCAAGAUCACUGACUGGCUGGGCAACCCAUGGAAAUUGGGAGACCCCACUCCAGCCGCCCAUCCCAACUCGAGAUUCUGCGCUCCGGCCUCGCAAUGCCCCAUUAUUCAUCCGGAUUGGGAGUCGCCGAAGGGUGUACCAAUCGAUGCCAUUAUUUUCGGCGGACGUCGCCCAACUGGUGUCCCAUUGGUCUUCCAAGCCUUCGAUUGGGAACAUGGAGUCUUCACCGGCGCCUGCUUGAAGUCUGAAGCCACUGCUGCUGCUGAACACACUGGUAAGAAGGAUUAUAUGACGUUAGAUGCAAUGUAUAAAAUAAUUCGUAAUUUUAAUUAUUUUAGGCAAGAAAUUGCUCUGGGAUCCAAUGGCUGCUCGGCCUUUCAUGGGCUACAACUUUGGACACUACCUCCAGCACUGGCUUGACAUGCAAAAACCCGGCAGACAGGUAGGUGAAGCAUAAGAUUAGAUGUGAAAAAUCUUGAGUUUUUUGAUGAAAAUGGAGUGAAUAUUGAAUGUUUAGAUCCCCAAGAUCUUCCACGUGAACUGGUUCCGCAAGGGCCAAGAGAGCGGCAAGUUCCUGUGGCCCGGAUAUGGUGAGAACAUCCGAGUCAUCGAUUGGAUCAUCCGCCGACUCGAUGGAGAAGAUGGGAUUGGCGUGGACACGGCGAUUGGAGUGGUCCCCACCCACGACAGUCUCAAUUUGGAUGGAUUGGGCGAUAUCAACAUGAAGGAGUUGAUGUCCCUCCCACCCGACUACUGGAAGGAAGACGCCAAGGCCGUGAGACAAUUCCUCGAGGAACAAGUGGGCCCUGAUCUCCCCGAUCCCAUCCGAAAGCAACUCGACGCUCAGGAAAAGAGAAUCCAAGCCCUCUAA